AUGUCUUCUAUCAAGGACCUGCUGAAUCCGAGUCCCUCAACCCGCUUGCAUUUGGUGCCAGAGCCAGCCCGCGAGAAAAAGACCAAGACUCCAAAGGACGGUGCUAUUUUUAGACCUGGCAAGCCCCAGGGUGAAGUUCGCUAUCCUCCCUGCGAGGAACGCGAUGAAGCACUCCUACAAAUUCACCGUGAAUUCAGACUCUACCCUCUGGGAAAUAUUGCCGAUUAUCCUCGACACAUUCCAUACAACAGUCAGAAGAAAGACUUCCAUGAGAAGACAGGACGUGACAGUUUCAACACUUUCCACUACGUAUUCCAGAAGCCUGGUGACGAUGUCAAGUGGAUGGUAAUGUGGGACUACAAUAUUGGACUUGUCCGCAUCACUCAUCUUUUCAAGUGCACUGGAUACACAAAGACUGCUCCCGGAAAACUUAUGGCCUACAAUGAUGGCCUACGAGGUAUUUCUCACAGUAUCACCGGAGGCGCCCUCGCCGCUCAAGGAUACUGGAUGCCUUAUGAGGCAGCACGGGCAGUAGCAGCUACCUUCUGCUGGGACAUCCGCCACGUCUUGACGCCACUCUUCGGGACCGAUUUCCCAUCGAUCUGCACCCCAACUGUAAGUGGGAAAGCACGAGACUUUCCAAAUAUCAAACUCGAUAGCUCUAUUAUUUUCAAUGCGACCCAAACAGCAAUGAACUACCGUCAGCUCGAAAAGGACCAAGAAUCGUCGUCCGAUGUUACCCAGAGCCCAGGUUCAGGUUCAGGUUCAACCAACCUAAAUGUAUCUACCGUGGACUACAUCCCAUAUCGCCAGGCGCACGCGAAGGUGGCUCGCCACAAUUACGCAGACAGUGUCAGCAGUACCCGUGACUCAUCUUCGGAGCCUUCCUAUUGCCACUCGCCCGGCAGCACAGUCAACAACUUCACGCCUGUGAAUGCCCCCAGAAAAUGGGAUAAUAUUCCUCGCUCCAGUGCCCCUUCCUCAGAAGGCCUGAUUGGCUACCGAAAGCGACGCACGCACCAUACAUUUGUGCGUACGCCUGAACCUACAACUGCGAGUAUGCUCGUGGAUCUUGGUUCGCGGAUCGAAAGUCAAUACUGGAACAAACAACGCCAGAAGACCUCCAAUGUCACCGGAGAUACCACUGUUGAUGAGCUGACCGAUUGCGAAUGGGAGUCGAGCUUGGACAACUCUCUUGCUGACACCGAUGAAGAUGAGGAAUUUGAGUCCGACGACGGUGAUGACGAGAACGAGGAGUACCAGGCUUCGAAGAGAGUACAUCGACGCAGAAAGAUCAUUAAACGUGCUGCUGGAGUCAAGCGCCCUGAUCGAAAUUCUAUGGCUAAUAGUCGCGUUGGGUGUGAGGUUCGGGCCGCACGUGCUUUGCUUCGUUUACACAUGGUGAGGCUGAACCAGAAGGAUAGUGACGACGAGCCGACUUCUGCUCAACGCGAAAAGAAGCGUCGUCGAUCUCUGUGA
Messenger RNA from Penicillium odoratum, 1479 nucleotides. RefSeq lists its product as uncharacterized. The record is from RefSeq and is a predicted model, not a curated record. The coding region runs from base 1 to 1479 and encodes 492 amino acids. Lineage: Eukaryota; Fungi; Ascomycota; Eurotiomycetes; Eurotiales; Aspergillaceae. Gene Ontology annotation, cellular component: SBF transcription complex; MBF transcription complex. Gene Ontology annotation, molecular function: DNA binding; transcription regulator activity. The transcript is spliced from 5 exons.